CGGGCCAUCUGCGCGCUGGCAGGCUGGUGAGUCUCCGCCCGCGGAGCUUCCGAGAUCCCUGCGGCGCUCCCGGCGGCUGGGCCCGGCGGACGGGGAGCAGCAGCGGCUGGCCUCCCAGGGACCUUUAUCCAGGAGUGCGGUGAACUGAGUGAAAUGACAGUUCUCCAGUCCUGCCUCGGAUAAACUACCUGCUCUAUGUAAUUUAAGAGAACAGUCGAGGCACGCUCUGUUCUGCUUUCGAAAAGGCCAAGGUCUGAAGGUGGAGGAAAGAUUAGACACGUUCCUGGGGAAAGUGAGCAAUCUGUCUAACCAAAGCAGAGAUGUCAGCUUAUUUAUAGGAAUUGCUUGAAGCCAGAGUCAUGGUGGAUGUAGGAAAGUGGCCAAUCUUCACUUUGCUCUCACCUCAGGAAAUUGCAUCUAUUCGGAAAGCAUGUGUCUUUGGCACCUCAGCCAAUGAAGCAUUGUACGUUACUGACAAUGAUGAGGUCUUUGUAAUUGGACUGAACUAUAGUAACUGUCUAGGAACUGGAGAUAACCAGAGUACACUUGUACCCAAAAAGCUAGAAGCCUUAUGUGGAAAGAAGAUUAAAAGCCUUAGUUAUGGGAGUGGACCACAUGUUCUCCUUAGCACUGAAGAUGGAGUUGUUUACGCCUGGGGUCACAAUGGAUAUAGCCAGCUUGGGAAUGGGACAACCAACCAAAACAUUGCUCCCAUCCAAGUUUGUACCAAUCUCUUGAUCAAGCAAGUGGUUGAAGUAGCUUGCGGCUCACAUCAUUCAAUGGCUCUGGCAGCUGAUGGAGAGGUGUUUGCGUGGGGCUAUAACAACUGUGGCCAGGUGGGUUCAGGGUCAACAGCAAAUCAGCCAACUCCUCGCAAAGUUACAAACUGUUUACAUAUUAAGAGGGUGGUAGGCAUCGCCUGUGGUCAGACCUCGUCCAUGGCUGUUCUAGACAACGGUGAGGUGUAUGGCUGGGGUUACAAUGGCAAUGGCCAGCUGGGCUUGGGAAACAAUGGCAACCAGCUGACCCCUGUGAGAGUGGCAGCCUUGCACAGCGUGUGUGUGAACCAGAUUGUCUGCGGUUAUGCACACACUCUAGCACUAACAGAUGAGGGCUUGCUCUAUGCCUGGGGAGCUAACACGUAUGGGCAGCUGGGAACUGGCAAUAAAAAUAAUCUGCUAAGCCCAGCACACAUCAUGGUGGAGAAAGAAAGGGUAGUAGAGAUUGCAGCCUGCCACUCUGCCCACACUUCUGCCGCCAAGACCCAGGGGGGCCACGUGUACAUGUGGGGCCAGUGCCGGGGCCAGUCGGUGGUCCUGCCUCACCUCACCCACUUCUCCUGCACGGACGACGUGUUUGCCUGCUUUGCCACUCCCGCCGUCUCGUGGCGCCUCCUGUCUGUAGAGCAUGAAGACUUUUUAACAGUUGCAGAGUCACUGAAGAAAGAAUUCGACAGUCCAGAAACUGCUGACCUAAAGUUUCGAAUUGAUGGGAAAUAUAUCCAUGUCCAUAAAGCUGUUUUGAAAAUCAGGUGUGAGCACUUUCGAUCCAUGUUCCAGUCUUAUUGGAAUGAGGACAUGAAAGAAGUGAUAGAAAUAGACCAGUUUUCUUAUCCAGUGUAUCGUGCCUUCCUCCAGUACCUCUACACAGACACAGUUGACCUGCCACCUGAAGAUGCUAUAGGUCUUUUGGAUUUGGCGACAUCUUACUGUGAAAACAGACUGAAAAAACUCUGUCAGCACAUUAUCAAGCGAGGAAUCACUGUAGAGAAUGCCUUUUCAUUAUUCUCUGCUGCAGUCAGAUAUGAUGCGGAGGAUUUAGAAGAAUUCUGCUUUAAGUUUUGCAUCAAUCAUUUGACAGAAGUUACACAGACUGCAGCAUUUUGGCAAAUGGAUGGCCCUCUGCUAAAGGAAUUCAUUGCUAAAGCCAGUAAAUGUGGAGCCUUUAAGAACUGAAGCCAAGGCUGCUGCGUUUUGUGUGACUGCUCUGGGGCAGUGGUGAUGGUGUGUCCUUUGUGCUCUACAGGUGACGUAAUUCUGCAGGUAAAAAACCCAUCAGGUUGUGUUUUUCACAUGUGAGACACAGUUCUCUGCAUAGGAAUAUAUGAAUGAUGUAUGGCUUUUCCUGAACCUAUUUUAAACAAUGUAUUUUAAAAGUGACUAUAGGUUUGUCUGGAACAUUGUAAAAGGGGUAACGUUCAGCUGGGGUUUUUUUCUUCAUUUUUGAUUGGAGGAAUUUCUGAACUUGGAAAGGGGAAGUUUGUGGCAACUCUCCUGGCUCACAUAUCAACAACCUUUUUGACACUAGGAGUUGAGAUAGUUUGUGAAUUGUGAGGUAGACAUAGCUGCCCCACCGUGAAUUAAAGAUGUGACUUGCUGACUUGGGGGCUUGUUGAAGUACUACAGUGGUUGCUAGUUCAACUGCCUUACUGUGAAGGAAUGGUUGAGAUUGUUUGAGGCUUUUGUUGUGUGUUUGCACUAUGUAUGGACUUUUUAAAAACUUCAUAGUGUAUGAAAAUAAUAUUCAGUUUAAUAUGAGUUAAUCUAUUAAAAUGAUAAUUAUGUAGCGAUAAAUUUCUAGGUUAGCCAAAAUUUCUCUUUAAGACUUAAACACACAAAGAGUACUAAUUUAGAACUGCCUAGGAAGAGUUGAUAAUGAAGGAAACUUUGUUUGGACAAAGGUUUUUGUCCAAAUCAGAAUCUCCACUAUUAUCUCAUGGUGUUUUAUUAAGAUAAAAUUUUAGGACUGAAGUUUAAAUGCCCCCCACCCCUUUACCGUUAAUGCUAAUCAUAAGAGGAAAAUAAUGACAUAUCCGAUAUACUCUUGCCUUCCUGAAUUCUGGCUGCUAAACCAUCAGAUCGGCUACAUCUGACUCAAAGAAGUAGUUCUUAAAACCAACACCCUUACAGGACUUCAUUUUAUCUCUUUUACCUAGGCCAAAUCCAUCACCAAUUUGCUUAUUUGUAACUUAACCAGCUUUCAUUUUUGAUUUCCUCUCCUUUUAACUGUGGUAGGUCUAAUAUUUACCACAAUUGAACUUUGAAAAAGGAUCAAAAUUAUGGUUUUCUUGGUUGUUUUGGGGGUCUGGUUAUGAAGUGUGAUUUGGAAGGUAAGAAUGAGUUUUAUCAUGUGUUUCCAUUAAGCUUAAUUUAAGAACAAAGUUUUGUUCUGCUCUCCGGCCCACGGACUCAUUUCCAUUUGUGGGAGUUCUCUUAGUGAACUCUGUUUCCUGCUUGGAAGGUCCAUCCAUCUGAACUUGGAGCCUAAAUACAUUUUCAGAGCCAAAUUCACAAGAGGGUGAAAACAUGUGGCAGCUACUAUUGUUAGCAAUGUUUUUAAGUGUGUGUGGUGGCGGGAGAGUGAAGACCCAUAGAUAGUCCAUUCAUUGAUAGAAUAUAUACAAACCUAAAUAGAGGUCUCAGCCCCCUUUUCUUCACCAUAUUGCAAAUGAUUGAAGCCCAGUGCAUUAUUAGGUUAAGAAUUAGUUCUGCAACAUGAUAGAAUUUUUCUUACUAAGUUGAUAAGUGCACAUUCAUUUGAUUGUUAGUUAUGAUGGGUAGUGUUUGUAACAAUCACUGUUCUGUAGGCUUACGAUCUGGACAAAACAAGAACUUCAGUAUGUUUACUAUUGCUCUUACUUGAAAAAAAAACUUAAAAAAUAAAGCACAAAUUAAAAUAGUAGGUCCUAAUAUAGGUGAACCACCACUUCUCAUAUUACUGAGUAAUUUGUAUGAGUAUGUAUGUAGUGAAGAGAACAGGAAUAAGUCCUUCAAAAAGUACUUGAGUAUCCUUUUUUUUUAAAUACACUUAUUUUUCUACUUGGUUUUGUUGUUAAUCAUAGAGGAGAUGAAAACUAUUCUUUGAAUUGCUUUUUUCAUCUGAUGUAAUAAUGAAAGCCAAAGUAUUCAUAUUUCUUAAAAUAGCCCUAAAUGUACUCUUGAACUUCUUACUGGAACUUGUUUGAUACGCUAGUAUAUAGGUUGUAUUUAUGUAAUGUUUAGAAUGAUGUUAAUAAAUAAUGUUAAAACAG
Hipposideros armiger (great roundleaf bat) is the source of this 4030-nucleotide messenger RNA. It is a transcript of the gene RCBTB1, whose product is annotated as RCC1 and BTB domain containing protein 1. Lineage: Eukaryota; Metazoa; Chordata; Mammalia; Chiroptera; Hipposideridae. The coding region runs from base 360 to 1955 and encodes 531 amino acids. The record is from RefSeq and is a predicted model, not a curated record. The transcript is spliced from 14 exons. Gene Ontology annotation, molecular function: protein binding.